Messenger RNA from Parastagonospora nodorum SN15, 243 nucleotides. RefSeq lists its product as hypothetical. The transcript has 2 exons. The record is from RefSeq and is a predicted model, not a curated record. NCBI's taxonomy places the organism in Eukaryota, Fungi, Ascomycota, Dothideomycetes, Pleosporales, Phaeosphaeriaceae. The coding region runs from base 1 to 243 and encodes 80 amino acids.
AUGUCACUGUGCAAGCGGAUGGUGUUUGCGAGCUGUGUCAAUGACGAAUUUCGGGAUGACAUGAAUAGCAGCGAAUUCAAGGCAUUCAGGGUGGUGCUGGUUCUCAUGACUCUCUGUCGGGCACUCAUCACCCUCGAGGUUCUUUCGGGUAUUUCACUGAUCCGCGGACCUGUUUUGUUAUUGUUCAUUGUUGAAGGACUGCCGCUCGCUAGUCCUGUCAAAGAACCACAAGUGCCAGGGUAA